Fusarium odoratissimum NRRL 54006 is the source of this 1207-nucleotide messenger RNA. RefSeq lists its product as uncharacterized. Lineage: Eukaryota; Fungi; Ascomycota; Sordariomycetes; Hypocreales; Nectriaceae. Bases 148 to 1074 code for a protein of 308 amino acids. The record is from RefSeq and is a predicted model, not a curated record. The transcript has a single exon.
GUGUUAACGUUAUCGAUGACCUACACCAGAUUUAGGAUAUUCAAGAAUACGAUGUUAAAUAUGAGGGCCUGAGAUGGAACAUAAAUGAAAUGUCUAUGAUUCCAGUCCUUCAUAAACAAUAAUAACAAGACAUCACAACCUAUAAGUAUGUCCAGCAUUGAAUACUUUCUCAUCGCAGGCGCAACAGGUCGUCAAGGCGGCGCAGCAGUCGAUGCCCUCCUCACUUAUCCCGAUAUCAAAAUCAAACCAAAGCAAGUCUAUGCACUGACUCGCCAAGCUUCUGGAUACGGAGCCGUCAAACUUCGUGAGAAAUAUGGCGACAUCAAUAUUGUUGCUGGCGACUUGAACAACCCAGAAGCAAUUCUCCAACAGCUAGACAAGGCCAUCCUUCCCAAAACAGGCAUAUUUCUCGCUCAAGCCCAUGGACGGACUGAAGUCAGUGAUGCAAAGAGGCUCAUCGAUUCUGCUGCGAGAAGUGGUAUUCCGUACUUUGUGUACUCGUCUGUUGAUCGAGGUGGCCGUGAACUCAGCGAUAACGACCCUUCGUACUGCAAGACGUUCUCUGACAAAUUCCUCAUUGAAAAGCAUCUUAUCAACGUCUGCUCAAACUCCAACAUGGACUGCACGAUCCUUCGUCCGACUUGGUUCGCUGAUAAUGCUUGGUGGGGUUUCCCAGGUCAGCUCUGUAUGACGGGUUGGAGAGAGAACAUGAACGGAAAGAAGAUGCAAGUCACUGUGACGAAAGACAUUGGAAGAUGGGCUGUAGAAGGUCUUGUCCGUCCUGAUAGGACCGGAAUUCGAAACCAAGCUCUUUCGAUCGCCAGCGAGGAGCUGAGCUUCAAGGAUAUUGACGACAUCUUCAUCAAACAUACCGGCAAAGGCGUCCCUGUUACUUACGGCCUUCUGACACGAUUCAUCAUCUGGAUGACCAAAGACCUAAACACCAUGUUCAGCUUCAUCGGUGAGAGACCUUAUGGUGCGGAUCUUGCAUGGUUGAAGACUCAGCUGGAGCCUACCACGUUUGAACAAUGGGUCAAGACCGACGUCCCAGGCCGUGACAGCACCAAAGCUUGAGACACCCAAAACAGCUCAAACAAAAAGAAUGGCAUCAGCAGAUUCGAACUUGCGACCUGCAAAAACGAAGAGUGGCGCAGUGGGUGAGAUUUUUAGGAUUUUUGGUUCGGAUUUAAGGAAGGUUUAUAGGCUC